This is a messenger RNA of Aureobasidium subglaciale EXF-2481, 807 nucleotides long. RefSeq lists its product as uncharacterized. The transcript has 2 exons. The record is from RefSeq and is a predicted model, not a curated record. Gene Ontology annotation, biological process: protein folding. Gene Ontology annotation, cellular component: endoplasmic reticulum membrane. NCBI's taxonomy places the organism in Eukaryota, Fungi, Ascomycota, Dothideomycetes, Dothideales, Saccotheciaceae. The annotation marks the transcript as partial.
AUGGGUUUCGGCGAUUUCGACUCGAUAUGCAAGCAGGCGGCGCUGCCACUGUGCACAAUGGUCGGUCGUAACAUCGUCACAGGAGACAAGGGCAUACAACCGGCUUGUUAUUCGCGCACCAUUGAGGUGGCCAACACGGUCAUUUUCCAGGGCGCUGCAGGCAUUGCCCACAUCUGCGCUCUCCUCAUGACUGUCAUUAUGAUUGUUCAUGUCCGCAGCAAGUUCACUGCUGUUGGUCGCAAGGAAAUCAUCAGUUUCUUCUGGGGCUACUUUUUACUCACAAUCAUCUCGCUACUCGUUGACGCCGGUGUCGUUCCUCCUGGCUCUGCCGCAUACCCCUGGUUCGUCGCUCUACAAAAUGGUCUGGCCUCCGCCACCUGUAUCUCCCUGAUGAUUGCUGGCUUCGUCGGCUUCCAACUAUAUGAAGAUGGUACCUUCUUGAGUGUCUGGCUGCUUAGAAUUUGCUCGGCCACCAUGUUCGCCAUCUCGUUCAUCAUCAGCAUCAUGACUUUCAAAGAUAUUGGCGGCCUGGGUCCUGACAACACUGUUGGUCUCUUUGUCGUUCUUUACAUUUUCAACGCCAUCUUCCUCGCCGUCUAUGUUGUCAUGCAGGUCUUGCUCGUCGUUGGAACUCUUCAGGAUAGAUGGCCUCUAGGUCACAUCGCUUUCGGCAUCUUCUUCUUCGUCGUCGGCCAAGUCAUCAUCUACGCCUUCGGAAAGGCAGUCUGCGAAGGCAUCAACCACUACAUGGACGGCCUCGUCAUUGCCACAGUCUGCAACCUCCUUGCAGUCAUGAUGAUUUACAAG